CUAGUCUUGGAUAUCAACCGUCCAGUGCGUCCCAUGAUAUAUACGGGCCGCGCAGGAUAAGCCCACAGACCCGACGACGAUGAAGCCCAAACAAACAGUGCGUGGCAGAACGAACCGCCAGUCUCGUUCCACCGCAUACCGCCACGCGUCACCCCGACCGAGCCGAGGCGUGUAUAAACCCUGGGCGUAGCCAACUCUCUUCUCUCCUCCGCUCAUCCUCUGCCUCCGCGCCACGACGAGAAGCGAAACAGACUACUCCACAGCCAAGAGAGAACCCACACACGCCUCCGGCGAUCAUCCGAUCGCGAUCAUGCUGCGCGCGGCGGGGAAGAGGCUGGUCGGCGCGGCGGCGGCCAGCGCCGGAGACUCCUCCUCCUCCGGCUUGGGGGCGGUGGCGGCGAGGAGGGGUUACCACGAGCGGGUGGUGGACCACUACAGCAACCCGCGCAACGUGGGGGCGUUCGACAAGGACGACGCCGACGUCGGCACCGGGCUCGUCGGCGCGCCCGCCUGCGGGGACGUCAUGAAGAUGCAGAUCCGCGUCGACAAGGCCUCCGGCAGGAUCGUCGACGCCUGCUUCAAGACCUUCGGCUGCGGCUCCGCCAUCGCAUCCUCCUCCGUCGCCACUGAGUGGGUGAAGGGAAAGCAGAUGGAGGAAGUGGUAGCGAUCAAGAACACAGAGAUCGCCAAGCAUCUGUCGCUGCCGCCGGUGAAGCUCCACUGCAGCAUGCUCGCUGAGGACGCCAUCAAGGCCGCGGUGAAGGACUACGAGGCGAAGAAGGCGAAGGCAGAUGAGUAGGCCAUAGAGAGAGCCUGAAGCAACACAUAGGAAGUAACACAUCAUGUGCAUAUGCUGCAUAAUAAAGAGACGGAGACAGAGAGAGAUGACGAUGAUGAUGUUGUAGUAUUAUCCUGAGGGUACUAAAUGUGUGUGAGCAAUAAGAGUUGUGUUGUGUACCGUAUGUUGUAAUCAAUCAAGUUUGGCUAGGUAUAUAUUGUGCUAUCUCCCUCUGUGUUCGCGCCGAGCUACCGGCUUUCGAUGUACAAUGCAGAAGUAAAAUGCAGAAAAUUCAGAGGAAUCGAGAUUGUGGCAGAGCUUCCAACAGUAUUGUAUCAUGACAUA
This is a messenger RNA of Hordeum vulgare subsp. vulgare (domesticated barley), 1123 nucleotides long. RefSeq names its product iron-sulfur cluster assembly protein 1-like. Gene Ontology annotation, molecular function: 2 iron, 2 sulfur cluster binding; ferrous iron binding. The record is from RefSeq and is a predicted model, not a curated record. Gene Ontology annotation, biological process: intracellular iron ion homeostasis; iron-sulfur cluster assembly. NCBI's taxonomy places the organism in Eukaryota, Viridiplantae, Streptophyta, Magnoliopsida, Poales, Poaceae. Bases 311 to 799 code for a protein of 162 amino acids. The transcript has 3 exons. Gene Ontology annotation, cellular component: mitochondrial matrix; cytoplasm.